This is a messenger RNA of Arachis stenosperma, 3422 nucleotides long. RefSeq names its product transcription factor GTE4. Gene Ontology annotation, molecular function: protein binding. The transcript is spliced from 5 exons. Bases 443 to 2902 code for a protein of 819 amino acids. The record is from RefSeq and is a predicted model, not a curated record. Lineage: Eukaryota; Viridiplantae; Streptophyta; Magnoliopsida; Fabales; Fabaceae.
UUCGUUUUGUUGACGCUUCCACACGAACCCUCAGUUGCCGAACACAUGUGACGAUUCCUUUAAACGACAAUCGUUUCGACUAAGAGAGAGAAAGACGAAGUUCUAGUGAGAGAAACAACGAGAGAGACAGAGAGAGAAAGAGAGAUCUGAUCGGAACGCACAGGUAAACGAACAUCGAAACCCUACUGUUCCUUUCUCUCCUUGAUACGUUUUCUUUGCUCUGGUAGUUUCUUCCCUUGAUUUGGGGAAGGUUUCGAGUGAGCCCUAGGAAUUUCGGUUGUUGAUUUGGCUGUGGAAUGAAGCCCUAGGGAUUCUAGGUUUAGGUACCUAUUUCUGUUCUAUUUAUUUUUCCUUCUGCCGGGUUGUUAAUUUUUGGGUUUAAAACCCUAGGAUUUUGGGGAUUUUGGGGGCUGGUGUUCGAAUUAGGGUUUUGGAUGCAUGUAUGGCUUCGGGACCUAUAGAUGGAGUAGAUGAAGGAGCCAAAGAAAAGCAGAGAUUCUCGGAGAGGAAGGUGUAUACAAGAAGAGUCUUCAAAAGCACCAAGAAAGACCUCAACGCCCUGAACACCGCCACCGCCACCGCUAAAAACGACCAUACUUCUACUGCCAAAAAUGAGAACACCGCCACUUCCAAACACGACGAAACUGCUACUGCUACAAGUGCCACCGCCGAUGCUGCGGACACUACUGCAGCCACCACAGGCACUCCCAGCGCCAUCUCUCCCACUGCCACCGAUACUAACAAUAUACCUGACAGAAGCUAUGACCGUACUGUCAAGAAUAUUGACAGGGAUGGGCCAAUGGAUAAGAGCCAUGAUGUGGUAUUGGCCGAGUCACCUGCACCAGCAGCACAGCCAGUACAGCGGCUAACAGCUGUGCUGGGGGAUGUGGAUUUGGUGCAGCCUCAAGUGAAAUCAACGCUAGAGGAUGGGAGCUCUUCUCAGCAGCAAGAGAGUUCAAUAUUAGAGGAUAAGGAUUCAGCUCAGCCCCAAGAGAGUUCAAGGUUAGAAGAUGGGGAUUCUGCUCAGCCACAACCACAAGAGAGUUCAAGAUUGGAGGAUGGGGAUUCUGCUCGGCCAAAAGAGGGUUCAAGAUUGGAGGAUGGGGAUUCUGAUCGGCCAAAAGAGGGUUCAAGAUUGGAGGAUGGGAAUUCUGCUCGGCUGCAAGAGAGUUCAAGAGCGGAGGAGAGUUCAAGGUUGGAGGAUGGGGAUUCAGCCAUGCAGGAAGGGAAUUCUGUUCAGCCUCCCGUAGUACAACUUUCUAAUGACUCCUACAACCAUCCACAGGAAGAAGCUUCUGGCCCUGAUAUCCGACACCAUAAUGAUGGACCUCUGAGUGGCGGUGUAGCUCCUAGCACCCAGAACUUGCCUUCAGGCAGUGAGUCUCUGGCACCAGUGCUGCAGGACAGAAUUAAGAUCAAUUUGUCCUCAAGGUCGAAGCAGGAGAUGCGAGAGCUUCGAUGGAAGCUUGAAAAUGAGCUUGAUGUAGUAAGGAAUCUUGUUGAAAGGAUUGAACGGAAACAGGGGCAGGUUGAUGGGUAUGGUCAGUUGAGCGUUUUACCUAGUGAUGGGGUUGAUAAUGGAAGUGGAGCAAAGCGUUCUCUAUCAGAGGUGGUUUCUGCUGGUGUUCCACGAGAGUCUAUAAGGCCUUAUCAGCAUUUGUGUUUACCAGUGUUAGAGAAUAACCAAGGGGUUGGUGAAAACAUUGAAAAGGAGAAGAGAACGCCUAAAGCAAAUCAGUUUUAUCGUAAUUCAGAGUUCUUGCUUGCAAAAGAUAAAUUCCCACCUGCAGAGAGCAACAAGAAGUCAAAAUUGAAUUUGAAGAAACAUGGUGGGAGAGAAAUUGGACAUGGUCUUGGUAUGGGAUCCAAGUUUCUUAAGAGCUGUAGUUCAUUGCUUGGAAAAUUGAUGAAACACAAACACGGUUGGGUAUUUAAUUCUCCAGUCGAUGUUGAAGGACUUGGUUUGCAUGAUUAUUUUAGUAUUAUCACCCAUCCAAUGGACUUGGGUACUGUGAAGUCAAGGCUGAGCAAGAAUUGGUACAAAUCUCCAAAGGAGUUUGCAGAGGAUGUGAGACUCACUCUUCGGAAUGCUAUGACAUAUAAUCCAAAGGGACAAGAUGUUCAUGUAAUGGCAGAGCAGCUUUCAAAGAUAUUUGAGGAUCGAUGGGCUAUAAUAGAGUCGGAUUACAAUCGUGAGAUGAGAUAUGCCAUAGAUUAUGGGGCAGCUCCCAUUGCCCCAUCACCUCUCUCUAGAAAGGUUCCUACUUUUCCUCCUCCUCCUCUUGAUAUGAGAAGGAUUUUGGAUAGGUCAGAAUCAAUGGCACACACUCCGAGACUCAUGAACAUUACCCCAUCAAGUAGAACACCAGCUCCAAAAAAGCCAAAGGCAAAAGAUCCUAAUAAAAGAGACAUGACAUUUGAGGAAAAGCAAAAGCUAAGCACAAACCUUCAAAGUUUACCUUCAGAGAAGCUUGAUGCUAUUGUACAGAUCAUUAAGAAGAGAAAUUCUGCACUUCAUCAACAUGAUGAUGAGAUUGAAGUUGAUAUUGAUAGUGUGGAUGCUGAGACACUCUGGGAGCUUGAUAGAUUUGUGACAAACUAUAAGAAAAGUUUAAGUAAAAACAAGAGGAAGGCGGAGCUUGCACAAGCUAGAGCAGAAGCUCAGCGGAAUGCCCUGCAGAAGAGCCAGGUACCAGUUAUGUUGGACGUCCCUAGAGCAACACAAGCAGAAGAACGAAAUGUUCAUCCAUCCUUGCCUGUGCAAGGGGGAAAUCAAGCUGAUAAUGCAAGUAGGUCAAGUAGUUCAAGCAGCUCAAGCAGUGAUUCUGGAUCUUCUUCAAGUGAUUCAGAUAGUGACAGUUCCUCAGCAUCUGGAUCUGAUGCAGGGUCACAAGGAACCUGAGUUAUGUCAGAUGUCACACAUGUAGAGUAAAUAGGUAUUCGGUGCUUGGCUAGUUGGUUUUUUGAAGACCUUACAGAUUAUGGAUCUGUUGGAUUAUUGAGGGAGCAUUCUGAUGUCCACCAUCCUCAUCCUACUGAUGCAGUAUAGGAUUUUUGCUUCCAAUUUGUUCCAGCUGUGUCUCCAUCUUUAGUUGUGACUUCGUUGGAAUUCUUGACACGAUUUCUUGUAUCAUAAUUAGGUAGUUAUUAGUUAGGGUUCCGUAGCAUUUGUACAUUGCUAACUACUGCUGCGUGUCGAGUUCCAUUGAUGACUUGCCUUUUGAUUUUUUUGCUAGCAGAUUCAGGAUUCAUGGUGUUAUACAAUGGUAAUCUGUAAUUCCAAGUUCUUUUAAGUAAUUAUUUGUUUCCCAUGAAAAAGCCUAAACCCCAAUUAACAAGGCAUUGUGUUCCCGCAAAUAUAAGUGGUUCAACCCUCCUCGUAAAAAACAAUUUUAAUUAUUGGGACUAUACUAAAUUAAUUU